Molecule: messenger RNA, 749 nt
Organism: Phaedon cochleariae (mustard beetle)
Lineage: Eukaryota; Metazoa; Arthropoda; Insecta; Coleoptera; Chrysomelidae
Source: the annotation of a GenBank genome assembly
UCUGAUGAAUUUGUGAUAAUCAUUUAUGGGAACUAGAAAACUAAAAAACAUCUGUUGUGGUGAAUCUGCGAAAAAUUACAAUGCCUGAACUACCGCCGAUACGUAGCUUCAAUUUGAAGGUAAUUUUCCUCACGCAUUUUAUUUUCACAUCUUUAAGUACUAUGGGGCACUGGAACUCUCUGGCCUACUUGUUUUACAAUAGCCUAUUAAUCUUCCUCUUGGUUUGGAGCAUAUAUCAUGACCAAAGUCAUGAACCCAUACAACUGGCCAUAGUGGUUAAUGGAUGUUCUAUCAUUCUGGAUAUACUUCUUCUUAUUCUAGAUUUUCCAACUGGUCAAAAUGAAUCUGGAAAUAAUAAAUUUUCUGCUGCCAUGGCAGUCCUCCACUUGAUAAUUCGUCCAUUCAGCACCAUUUUACUUAUCAGAAACUUGGAAGAGAGAAGUGGAAGUCCAGGUGUAUUAACUGGAAUAUUGUCAAGAGGUAAUGAAAGUUAUGAAGAUAUUGAUAGCAAUCGUGUUCCUCAGUCAUCAAGUACAGGGGGUUAUGAUUUCAACAAUGCCCAACAAAUUUAGAUCCAACAAAUCCUAUUUAUCUCUCCAGCCUGUUGAGGAUAUCAAUUGAAGACUGAAAAAACCCCAUCUAAAUAUGAAACUGGUUGAACCAUUAUAGUUUAUUUGGCAAAGCAAUGACUGAAAGAUUGGUAUUUUUGAGUCUUGCUAUUCAAUAGGGUGAAGUAGAAAUCUCUAAUA